Molecule: messenger RNA, 782 nt
Organism: Helianthus annuus (common sunflower)
Lineage: Eukaryota; Viridiplantae; Streptophyta; Magnoliopsida; Asterales; Asteraceae
Product: SKP1-like protein 1B
Exons: 2
Coding region: 122-589 (155 amino acids)
Biological process (GO): SCF-dependent proteasomal ubiquitin-dependent protein catabolic process
Cellular component (GO): cytoplasm; nucleus
Molecular function (GO): cullin family protein binding
Source: RefSeq, a predicted model, not a curated record
AAAUCAACCCUAUAAAUAAACGAGGGCACACACCGUUUUAUUCUUCACCCCAAUCAAUUCCCCCAAAUCAACCUCUUCAUUCUCCCUAGGGUUUCAUAAUCCCCAAAUCUCCUACCCAAUCAUGUCAUCGCAGAAAACCAUCGUCUUGAAGAGCUCCGACGGAGAAACCUUCGAGGUAGAUGAGGUUGUGGCGUUGGAAUCGCAGACGAUCAAACACAUGAUCGAAGAUGACUGCGCCAACACCACCAUCCCCUUACCUAAUGUCACCAGCAAGAUCAUCUCCAAGGUUAUUGAGUACUGCAAGAAGCACGUGGAAUCGGCCAAGAACGAGGACAAGACUGCUGAGGAGGAUCUGAAAUCGUUUGAUUCUGAGUUUGUUAAAGUGGAUCAAGCCACCCUUUUUGACCUAAUUUUGGCUGCAAACUAUCUCAACAUCAAAAGCUUACUGGAUCUGACCUGUCAAACGGUUGCUGACAUGAUCAAGGGCAAGACUCCUGAAGAGAUUCGCAAGACGUUCAACAUCAAGAAUGACUUCACCCCUGAGGAAGAAGAGGAAGUCCGCCGUGAGAAUGCAUGGGCAUUUGAGUAAAAGAUUCCUGACCUGAAAUUGUCAAUAUUUAAAGGAAUCGAGUUAUGACGCUAGGGUGCUUUUGUUUUGUUUUUAGAAAACUGAACCUUGAACUUUGUUUCUGUCGUUAAAUUGAUGUCGAAUCUGAUUCUCGUCUUGUUUGGUGGUUAAAUCUUUGUCUUGCUUCUUUUAAUAGCUGAAAAUUGGUUGUUCU